Molecule: messenger RNA, 485 nt
Organism: Teleopsis dalmanni
Lineage: Eukaryota; Metazoa; Arthropoda; Insecta; Diptera; Diopsidae
Product: 40S ribosomal protein S26
Exons: 3
Coding region: 107-448 (113 amino acids)
Biological process (GO): translation
Cellular component (GO): cytosolic small ribosomal subunit; ribosome
Molecular function (GO): mRNA binding; structural constituent of ribosome
Source: RefSeq, a predicted model, not a curated record
UUCAUUUUGAUUUGGCACUACUACCGCCUCUAAAUUGCGUUGUGCAGCUAACUUCAUGGCAAUAUAGUUCUUUUUCUUUCUUCCGGUUAUUGAAAGUAGUAGCAAAAUGACUAAGAAACGCCGUAAUGGAGGACGUUGUAAACAUAAUCGCGGUCACGUAAAACCAGUACGUUGCACAAACUGUGCUCGUUGCGUUCCAAAGGAUAAGGCAAUCAAAAAGUUUGUCAUCCGUAAUAUUGUCGAAGCUGCUGCAGUUCGUGAUAUAUCGGAAGCUUCAAUUUGGGAAACUUAUGUUUUACCAAAACUGUAUGCUAAAUUGCACUACUGUGUAUCCUGCGCUAUUCACUCUAAAGUAGUUAGAAAUAGAUCAAAGGAAGCUAGACGUAUUCGUACACCACCAGUUAGAAGUUUUCCCAAGGACAUGGCUCGCAACCAAGCAAGAAAAUAAAUACUAAACAUUUCAUAAUAAACUGGUGAAACUUAAA